Messenger RNA from Triplophysa dalaica, 5181 nucleotides. It is a transcript of the gene camk2b1, whose product is annotated as calcium/calmodulin-dependent protein kinase (CaM kinase) II beta 1. The coding region runs from base 228 to 2243 and encodes 671 amino acids. Gene Ontology annotation, cellular component: neuron projection; cytoplasm. Gene Ontology annotation, biological process: protein phosphorylation. The record is from RefSeq and is a predicted model, not a curated record. Gene Ontology annotation, molecular function: calcium/calmodulin-dependent protein kinase activity; ATP binding; calmodulin binding. The transcript has 24 exons. Lineage: Eukaryota; Metazoa; Chordata; Actinopteri; Cypriniformes; Nemacheilidae.
UCGCAGUCUAUUUUGAAGGCAGGCAAUUGGAGCACAGCGCGGGGGUGAGGACGCCCGCCGUCAGCAUACCCGCUACCCUACACACCAUCAACCUGUCAUUUCAAGGCAUAUCGGGCUUUUUUCGAGCGCAAGAUCGAGGCGAAUAUCCCGGACCUUUGCCGCAGUUCGCUAGCUCGCCGAAACUAGCACGAUUUUUAAUUCCUAAAGCGUGUCCGAGACGGGAAGACAUGGCCACGACUACAUGUACGCGCUUCACGGACGAAUGUCAGCUGUACGAGGAGCUGGGCAAGGGAGCGUUUUCUGUGGUGAGACGGUGUGUGAAAUUGAGCACGGGUCAGGAAUACGCAGCCAAAAUAAUCAACACCAAAAAGCUUUCCGCGAGAGAUCAUCAGAAGUUGGAACGAGAAGCUCGAAUCUGUCGUCUGCUAAAACACUCCAACAUCGUUCGUCUGCAUGACAGUAUAUCAGAGGAGGGCUUUCACUACCUGCUGUUUGAUUUGGUGACCGGAGGUGAGCUGUUCGAAGACAUUGUUGCCAGAGAAUACUACAGUGAGGCAGAUGCCAGUCACUGUAUCCAUCAGAUUCUAGACAGUGUCCAUCAUAUUCACCAACACGAUAUAGUGCACAGGGACCUGAAGCCUGAGAAUCUUCUCCUGGCCAGUAAGUGCAAGAACGCUGCUGUGAAGCUGGCCGACUUCGGUCUGGCCAUUGAGGUGCAGGGAGACCAGCAGGCAUGGUUUGGAUUCGCAGGGACACCUGGUUACCUGUCCCCUGAGGUGCUGAGGAAGGAGGCAUAUGGCAAACCGGUGGACAUCUGGGCCUGCGGUGUCAUUCUGUACAUUCUGUUGGUUGGAUAUCCGCCGUUCUGGGAUGAGGAUCAGCACAAACUCUACCAACAAAUCAAAGCUGGAGCUUACGAUUUUCCAUCUCCCGAAUGGGACACAGUUACUCCUGAAGCCAAAAACCUCAUCAAUCAAAUGCUCACCAUAAACCCAGCCAAGAGAAUCACCGCACAGGAAGCUCUUAAGCACCCAUGGGUCUGCCAACGCUCUACUGUGGCCUCCAUGAUGCACAGACAAGAGACCGUGGAAUGCCUGAAGAAGUUUAACGCUAGGAGGAAACUCAAGGGGGCCAUCCUCACCACCAUGCUUGUGUCACGAAACUUCUCUGUGGGUAGCAGGCAGACCACAGCUCCCGCCUCGGUCACUGCGGCUGCGGUAGCCGCGGCUGCAGGCACCACAGCAGGGCUGGUGGAACAAGCAGCCAAGAGCUUGUUGAACAAAAAAGCAGACGUCAAGAAGCGGAAGUCGAGCUCUACCAUUCAGUACAUGCCCCAGACAAACAGCACCAAAAACAGCAUAGUCACCAGCCCCAAAGGAAACCUUCCCUCUCCUGCACUGGAGUCGUCGGACAGCAGUAAUGCUACAGUGGAGGACGAGGAAAUGAAGGGAAAGGUUGUAGAUAACGGUUCCGUUCAGUCUGACCCCGCCCACACACCUCCAGGCCCCUCCCCUGCUGUGUUCACUGCCAAUAAGUUCACUGAUCUGCUGGGAGCGGUUCGGCGGGGCCCGGGGCCGGCAUCUGAUAGUGAGGGGGGAAACACAACGACUCCCGCUGCCGUUUCUGCCCCCUCCGCUCCCCAAACCCCUAACAUUCCCACACAGAUGUCACGUUUGACAGAUCUAGUUGGCAGUGUGCGCAGAAGUUCCGCCCCCCAGACCGACAGUGAGCCACUGGCCCCAAGCAGACCCCCUCCAGCCCCUGCCCCAGUAUCUUCUCAAUCCCACCCCUCCCCUGUCCCUUCCCAGCCCUCCUCAACCCCCCUACCAUCAACCCAUUUGCGCAAACAGGAGAUAAUCAAAAUCACCGAACAGCUUAUUGAGGGUAUCAACAAUGGGGACUUUGAAGCCUAUGCGAAAAUCUGUGAUCCUGGGCUUACCUGUUUUGAGCCAGAGGCCUUGGGAAAUUUGGUGGAAGGGAUGGACUUUCACAGGUUCUACUUUGAGAACUUGCUAGCCAAGAACAGUAAGCCCAUCCACACCACCAUCCUCAAUCCUCACGUGCACCUGAUUGGGGAAGAUGCCGCCUGCAUUGCCUACAUCCGCCUCACGCAGUUCGUGGAUGGGCAGGGGCGGCCGCGCAGCACCCAAUCAGAAGAGACGAGAGUGUGGCAUCGCCGGGACUCCAAAUGGCAGAAUGUCCAUUUCCACUGUUCGGGAGCUCCAGCCGCUCCUUUACAGUGAAGGUUAUAGCCACAUCUGACAACUGUGCCCAACCCGAAAUGGAGAGUGCAAGAGAGGGAGAGAGAGGGGGAAAGUUGGAAAGAGGGAUGAAGAAAAGCAAACCCAUUGAUGGGUGGCUGCGAGUCUACAGUCCCUGACCCUCCCACACCCCCGCACCUGUCAAUCACAUUUGCGUCGCCACCUCAUCAACUUUACCCCUCACUCUAAGUCCCCCUCCCUGUACGUUUUCACCUUGACCGUGACUCCCCUCAUUGUGCACAUGUGCUGUGUGGAGUUAGACAGUCUUUGAUUAUUAAGGAUGUUUAAAGCCUCAGCAAAUCGUCUGUGAAACGCUUUCCGUCGCACCUUUCCAGUGUGAAUAACAACCUUCAUCACACUGAUUCGCCGUCCUCACUUACAGUGUUUAGAUUUUCGAUAUUAUUGUUAUUAUUAUGAUUAAUAUUGUUAUUACUGUCUUUAUUAGUAUUAAUACAAAAGCAAUUGUACGUGUCACUUAUACCACUCAUAUUCUGGAUGCCAAUGAUAUUCAAUUUACGUAAGACGUUUAUUUCUGGACAUUUUUGGAUAGCAUGAAUUUUUCAGUAUAUCCACAGCUUUAUGUACAGGCUUUCGAUGUGAUUCAUAAUUGAAAGCUCAAAAUCACAUACAACACAUCUGACCGUCCAUGUGUGUUCAAUCGUCGGUGGACAUGCAUUGUCUGUGUGUGAAUGUUCGGGGCAAUGCCUGCCUAGAACGUUUGGGGUCUUCCAUUUCUCUAUUUCUCUUUUCUGAUUUGUGACACAGAUUGCAACUUUUGUGCUAGUUGUUAGUAUUGCGAUUUAGAAAUUCUCGUAUGUUUUUCCGUUGGGGUAGGAAAGCUACUGCGCAGAUCGUCUUAAGAUCGACGGUUUAAAGCCAUACCUCAGUUGAUUAUGCCAACGCCAUCGUAUUUGAUUAAUGUUUUCCAGGACUCUGACGUCCGUGUACGGAGAGAUGCUAAUAUCCAAUGAGAUCAUUAGUUGAGAAGUUUAAUCUCAAAAGGCGCUUCUACAUUUCUGAUUUGCAGUCAUGGUGUAGGCUUAGAAUUACUGGAGGUCAUUAACGUUGUAGGAACGUGAUAAUUUGGAAAAGACUGUACCUCUUGAUUUACUAAACAAAAUCUUGGUGGUUUUAGCUGACAAAGUUGCAUAUGGUCUUGAGUUGUUUUGCUUUUACAAACGACAUUUAUAUUUCUGUCGUGACAUACGGUGUUGAAUAUUAUCGAUAUUACUUGAGUAAUAUCUAGUUCUAUCUUUGAGAGUUUAUAUAUAUUUUUGUUUGUUGUCAGUGUGUGAGACUCUUUAAAGGAGGGCGUGAUCAUUUUUCAAGUGUGUUUACACUUCGGAUGGGCAAAGUGCAAGGUGUUUGAAACUCUUUAGUAGAAUGAUGUGAAGAAGCUCUUAUUCGAAAGGGGCAGCAAUAGUUUUAUAUUUUAGAUGAUGGCAAGAAAUAGCUUAACGAAACGAAUGCGAUCUUCUAUACGUCACACCUCAUGCAACUUUGUGCUGAUUUAUGUCUACUUUUGAAGAGAGCAUCAUUCUGAUGUCACGUGACUAUCGUAUCAACCUUGGCAAGAAUGACCCAGGAGACCCAUGUACUGUUCGUGUCCUCAGGUCGUAUUUAUUUAUUUGAUUAUUUUAACGCAACUAACGUGCUUCUUAAUUUCAUUUGCGUUCCGUUUGCACACUUGAUCUCAUUUUUUAACACUCCUUCGUUUUAAGCCACAUCAUAUGGGCGAUGACUACUGAUUUUUUUAUUACUAGUAUUUUGGAAAAAAACAGUAUAAAGCGCCUUUUAAGUAUUUAUCUCAAACCAAGUGACACCUCGUGGCACGUUGACACGCUCGUCUGCUCCAGCGCUCUGCUUGUAUCACAGCUGUGUUUCGUUCUUGGAUGUUCGUUAUAUGUUUUGUCUGAGACGAGGUGAUGCAAGCAAUCACGUUUGUUUAUGAAAGUGAUCAAAGUUCCACACCUGUAUGCUCACUACAAUAGACAAAACAAACAAAAAAGACAGCAUGUAAAAAGUGUACUGUUCUCUGUGUUUAGCGAUGGAAAAUAAACAUGUCACGAGUGAAGGUGAACAUAACUAUUAAAACAAGACAGUAUUGAAACUGCGGUUUACUUGCAUUUCAGCUGGAAUAUCUUUGCAUGACAGUCACUUGAACACUAGGUUUGGUGUUAUUUCUCUAUUUGAUUUUCUAUUGAAUGCUGGUUUUCCUAAACCUUUCUCUUAUCUAUUUUACCAGCUUUGUUAAGUGCACAUACUAUUUUUGUCCCAAGAUGAUGCUGACAAUGGCAGUGUAAAUGACAAAGACUAUGAAAAUGUAGAUGAUGUUAUGGAAAUGGUGAUAUUUCUAUGGCAUGCUUUUGUAUUAAGCUAAUUGUUGUCGACACAAGGUGACUGAUAUUUAUAUUAACAACUAUAAGAAUACUCAUUAGUAUGAUACUGCUUGACUUCAGAGAAGCACUUGCAAUAUUAGAGGAAAAUGCAUGGGAUAGUUAACUUCAUAAUCAAAUUUAUUUGUCUGAUGUUGGCAGUGAUGUCUUACUGCUGUCUGUAUUCUGCAAAUAACACCUGGAUGGAAAUUUUCCUACUGUUAUCGGGGGUUUAAUGACAAACCUGAAGCUUCCAGGCUCUCCCGAUGUAAGACCAAGCAGAGGUAAAAUCCACCAGCACUUACAGCACCAGACUGUUUUCUAUCACUCAACAUGGAAAACAGUGCUGAAUAGUUUCUCUGAGGUUGGGUCUUCUCACAGUAGCCCUCUGUUAGAUUUGUUUUUCUGUAUAAGAUAACAUUCUCUUUGAUUUCUUAUGAUUCUUACUCUUGUUAUUGCUCUAUUCUCAAACAUGCUAUGUGUAUUCCCUGACUUAAGCAAAUGUGUUCAGAAGUUAUAAAUAAAUGAGAUGAUUUAAAUACUGA